This is a messenger RNA of Cyclocybe aegerita, 1623 nucleotides long. NCBI's taxonomy places the organism in Eukaryota, Fungi, Basidiomycota, Agaricomycetes, Agaricales, Hemipholiotaceae. The record is from the annotation of a GenBank genome assembly.
AUGGUCGUUCUAGCAGCCUCAAUCUGCACAAAAGGCAGCAAAGCCGUCAUUUCUCGCCAGUUCCGCGAUAUGACGCGGACGCGGAUCGAGUCUCUUCUCGCCUCCUUCCCCAAACUCAUUCCAACGAAUACGCAACACACAUCUGUCGAGACCGCCGAGGUCCGCUACGUGUACCAGCCUCUAGAAGACCUAUAUAUCCUCCUCAUCACCAACAAGGCGUCGAAUAUCCUCCAGGACAUCGACACACUGCACCUAUUCGCCCGGGUUGUCUCUGAUUUAUGCCGCAGUGCGGACGAGCGAGAGAUCUCGAAGAAUGCUUUCGAGCUCCUUGGAGCAUUUGAUGAGAUCGUUAGCCUGGGAUAUAGGGAGAACGUCAACCUCAUGCAGGUUAGGAGCGUGUUAGAGAUGGAGAGUCACGAAGAGAAGAUUCAGGAGAUCAUCGCCAGGAACAAGGAGGCGGAGGCGAAGGAGGAACUCAAACGCCGUGCCAAGCAGCUCGAGAUGCAGCGCAGAGAACAACAACGACGUGCUGCUGGUGGAGGUGGAGGAAGCUACCUUGGUGUCGGCGGGGGCAUAUCUGGCUACUCGCCAGUACCACGAUUCGAAGCUCCUGAUGCACCCACGUCCUCAAUUUCGCGUAGCAUUACAUCAACUCCGACACCCGCCCGUGGACCUGCCUUCAAAGGUACCGGCAUGAAGCUGGGAUCGAAGAAGACGAAACAAGCCGAGUUGUUGGAUGCUCUCGGCGGAGAUGUGCUAGCGAGCACGAAUAUCGCCGAAAUCAGUAGCACGACGAGCGCACCUGCUCCGGCUGCGCAUGCACCUCCUGCUGUGCAAAAAGUCAGCGGAAGGGGCAGUUUGCCCGAGGUCGAGGCGAAGAGCGUCCAUAUCAUUAUCAAAGAAUCCAUCUCGCUGUCGCUACUGCGUGAUGGUGGUGUCCAGUCCAUGGAGCUCAAGGGCGAUAUGAACCUGCAAGUGACUGAUCCAUCCCAAGCACAUCUCAAGGUCAUCCUCGCCCAGCCCUCGGCGGAUUUCGGCGGAUCGGCACUGCAGUUCAAGCAGCAUCCGAAUGUUGCCAAAUUCGCUCCGGGUCAGCAGAGGGUCGUUGCAUUGAAGGACUCGAGCAGGGCAUUCCCUGUCAACCAGAGCCUUGCGGUGUUGAAGUGGAGAUAUACGGGCACGGAUGAGAGCAACGUCCCGCUUUCGAUAAAUUGCUGGCCGUCGCCUUCGAAUGACGGAACAUGCGAAGUGAGUAUCGAGUAUGAGCUCGAGAAUGAGAAUGUCACACUGUACGACGUCGUCAUCUCCAUACCGCUUCCCGAUGGCUCCUAUCCAACCGUGACCUCCCACUCAGGCGAAUGGUCGCUCGACCCAUCCUCCCACUCGCUCGCCUGGUCUGUCCCCGAGAUCUCAGCAGAGGACGAAGAGACGAAGAGUGGCUCGCUCAUGUUCAAUGUCGGCGGUGUUGACGUCGCAGCCUUCUUCCCUGUCGACGUAUCGUUCAUUGCCCAGGGCAGCUUGGCAGGCAUACAAGUGGAGAACAUUGAGCGGGUAGACGGCGGCGAGGCUCCUGAAUGGAGUGUUGAUAGCUUUGUUACGACUGAUGAGUACUUGGUUGUGUAG